Aspergillus pseudonomiae is the source of this 901-nucleotide messenger RNA. RefSeq lists its product as uncharacterized. Bases 300 to 794 code for a protein of 164 amino acids. The transcript has a single exon. Lineage: Eukaryota; Fungi; Ascomycota; Eurotiomycetes; Eurotiales; Aspergillaceae. The record is from RefSeq and is a predicted model, not a curated record.
GUCCGCAGAAGGACCCGCUGGGUCACCGCCCCCAUUUCUCCGCCGCUAGAGUUUCAAGAGCGAACUUCUGUCGCGGCUGAGCACCUUCGUUGCAUUAGCUCGAUGCUUCCGCACCAACAUUUCCUUCAUCAGUUUAGCGCGCACCUAUGGAUAUCAUCUUACUAUGUUGCAACUGGGGGCGAGGACACAGCUGCCCAAUGGUAUCCACGCCUGUUCGAAGUUUGAUUCCAUGACUGCUAUUUUGAGACAGCUCGGACUGCAGCCAGUGGUUGGUGCAAGGUGAUCUAAACAGGAGCUAAAUGCCGAAGGGAGGAGGGGGGACCCCAGUCGCGUACAAUUCCAUGCAGCAUUACGGAGUAGAAGGGUUAUAUAUAGACGAGAGGCCGAUCCUUUGCGACGGGUCCUCCGCCAUCUCUGAAGGUAAUCCACCAUGUGUGGAUCUUGAGACCACGUCGAAUGCUCUUGAAUACGCCUUUCGCACGGGCUUUCUGUCGACGGUGACAGCACUGGGACGGCCUCUCCCUGUCACUGCGCAGCGACUUUCUUCCCCGAAAUGGUUUGAGCCAUGCCAUCUUCCCCACUACAGAUCGCUGGGUCGCAACGCGCACCAUACGCGUCGUCGACAACCUCACGAUUGUCCUCCCCGACACAUUCUUUCCUUUGAAGUAGGCAUCGAGGCAGAUUCAGACCACAUCGGUAGAGGGUUGUUGUUUGCGAUGAGGUUAUCGAUGCAAAUGAACGGGUUUUGCGGAACAGUUCAUGUGCAGGACCAUGCGACCGUGGGCGCUAUAUAAUUCCGACCGUCAUAGUUGGCUCUCACUAGGAGUGUCUGUGACAAGCAUGGCAAGUUAAUGAAAGGAAUAUCUAUCAAUGAUGUGGAGUAACUGUAUAUUUCGCGUAG